AUGUCCUUGUGGUCCAAGGGACUCUUAAGAGUCUUCUCCAGCACCACAGUUCGAAAGCAUUGGAGACAGUCAACAUGCCAGCAGACCCACUUCUUUGAUGAAACAGAAUGCAAGAGACACAGGGGCUACCUCUUGGGAGGAAUGCAUUCUGCAGAGUGGAACCAUCCCUUCCUUUGCCCCUCACUGUUUAGAAACUUAGUAUUCAAUCUGAGCUCCCCACACAAUAAGAUUGAGGCUGAAAUGUCACUUCCCACCACUACUGCUAAGUUGAGCACUGGAGAAGGGCUGUGGUCUGACAGUUGGCAAAUCAUUGGUCUGACACAACAUCUGAGCCUUGCAAGAGUGGAAAGGGGAGCAAGAGAGACACUGAAGCUGACAGGCAGCGCAAGGCGGGGGGCCGAGCUGGGCUCUCUGGAGCAGCAAGAAGACAAGGGUUCCACUUGGCUCUGA
This is a messenger RNA of Rangifer tarandus platyrhynchus (Svalbard reindeer), 450 nucleotides long. Lineage: Eukaryota; Metazoa; Chordata; Mammalia; Artiodactyla; Cervidae. The record is from the annotation of a GenBank genome assembly.